Camarhynchus parvulus is the source of this 1787-nucleotide messenger RNA. It is a transcript of the gene MTFR1, whose product is annotated as mitochondrial fission regulator 1. The transcript has 8 exons. The record is from RefSeq and is a predicted model, not a curated record. Bases 360 to 1376 code for a protein of 338 amino acids. Gene Ontology annotation, biological process: aerobic respiration; mitochondrial fission. Gene Ontology annotation, cellular component: mitochondrion. Lineage: Eukaryota; Metazoa; Chordata; Aves; Passeriformes; Thraupidae.
AGGGGGGGGUGGCGGCGGCGGCAGCAGUGGCGGCGGCCGCGGCCGAGAUUCUCCCCUUCCCUUUGGGCGGCCCCUUCCUUCCCCCUGGGCAGCUCCUCUUGGCGGGACCGAUCCAGGGCGAGGGGCGGUGCGAGCGGGGAAGCUCGCCUGGAAACCACGUACAGGCCGCUCGGGGCGGCCCCGCCGUCCCCGGCCAGGGCAGGUGCCGGCUGGAGCGUGGAAGCGCCUCGGGGUGCUGGGCCGAAGCUUUUGUUCGUGCAGGUGAACUGCUGUGAUGAAAAGAACUACUAUGGAACCUUGGCAGCCUUGUAGGUUUGGAAGGCUUAAAUCCAAGUUUGGAAAGGCCUUUUCCAGUCCUGAUGAUUUGCUGGCUGAAGCGCUUAAUUAGGAUGGCUUUUGAACAAAUUGGAUUGAACAUGGAAUCAGUGCUUUGGUCAAGCAAGCCUUAUGGUUCAUCUCGAAGUAUUGUAAGAAAAAUUGGUACUAACCUCUCUCUUAUACAGUGUCCAAGAGUUCACUUUCAGCUAAUUUCUCAUGUCACGGAAGGAAACACUCCUGCUCACCUCAGAGAAGAUGCAGUGCCCUCCUUUGCUGAUGUGGGAUGGAUUGCUGAAGAAGAAGGUGAAGUCUCUACCAGGCUCAGGUCAGAAGUUUGGUUAAAAACAACCCAGCCUCCUCUAGGUGAAGCACACCAUUCCAGGAAGCCCCCACUCAGACAAACGUCCUUGCAGAGCCCGGCGGGAGAGGAGCCAGUGCCCAGGAUUGCAGUGAUGGCAAACGAAGAAGCAAUGCAGAAGAUCAGUGCCCUAGAAAAUGAACUGGCCUCUUUAAGAGCACAGAUAGCCAAAAUUGUAACCUUGCAAGAACAGCAGAACUUGACAACAGUUGGGCCAAGUCCACUUGCUUCAGCUGCUGUCCCUGUUGCACCUCCAUCACUGCCACCACCUCCUCCUCCUCCUCUGCCUCCACCCCCUCCCACAAGUCUGGGUCAGAGUAAGUCUGCAAUUGAUCUCAUUAAAGAGAGGAAAAACCAAAAAAUGAACGCUGGCCAGGAUGUGGUGGAAGAUGGGCCAAAGAAGCCUGAAGUACCAAACAUGCUAGAAAUCCUCAAAGACAUGAACAGUGUGAAACUGCGCUCGGUGAAAAGAUCCUUAGAAGGUACAAAACCUAAAGUGUCUCAGCCUGCAGAUCCAGCAACAUUAAUAGCAGAAGCUCUCAAAAAGAAAUUUGCGUAUCGAUACCAAAAUGAAAGCCAAGGUGAAACAGAAACAGUGAUUCCAAAGGCUGAAACAAAGACACAGGCUGAGGUAGUGCUGUUUGGACCACACAUGCUGAAGUCUACAGGAAAGAUGAAGACUUUAAUUGAAAAAUCUUAGUGUUAAAGAUUAUUCUGCAAAAGACUGUUAAGCUGCUUUGUAUAAAAUAUUUUAUGUUGCAAAUAGCACUAGUACUGAGAGGUCUUUUUUUACAGCCCAGAAAGAUCUAAUGUGAAAUGCAGAAACGAGGCACUAAACAUGUUUGUAUGUAGGUGAUUUAUCAAGGGGAAUAAAUUGGACCAUUAUACUCAGGUAUUAAUUUUGUAUUCAAGCUUGGCUUUCCACUCAGAUUUAUGUGAUGGAUUUAGUUCAUUAACACUAAGUUAUAUAUACAGCAUUUUUGUGCAUAACUGACCAGCUUAAAAAUUUGUGUACAUGUUAAUAAUGAUGGUGAUACAUCCUUAAGUUAAUACCAGUUUUAUGUGAGCUCUACCUAUAAUUUGCACAACAUUGUGUAAUUUUGUACUGAAA